Molecule: messenger RNA, 4617 nt
Organism: Closterium sp. Naga37s-1
Lineage: Eukaryota; Viridiplantae; Streptophyta; Zygnematophyceae; Desmidiales; Closteriaceae
Source: the annotation of a GenBank genome assembly
AUGUUCAUCGCUGUCCGGGUUCUGGGCGGCAGCCGGAUUGCCGCCCCUCUCUCUCACGCCGCCCUCCUCCACCUCCAGUCACUCUCUGAGGGCGGCAGCAGCAAUCCAACCUUCUACUCACUACUACAGCCGGAUUUUCCUCUACAGCCAGAAUCCCCGCUACAGCCGAGCGUCUCUCUGGUACAGCCGCAGCCAAACAGUGGCAAGGUGACAAGUGGGCGCUGGGGCAGUAACUUUUCCUCCUCCUCUUCCUCCUCCUAUUCUGCGGUGGCGUCACAGUAUGGGGGGUUUGCAGUGCAGACAGGUGACCUGCCGUACUGUCAUGUGGAGGAGUGUCCGUCCAGUGUGGUGCAGCCCAACCACGACUGCAGCAGCGAGGAUGAAUCUCCCUUCUCCCUCCAUGUCUGUCGUCUCGACAGCCUGUACGUGCAAGGGGCGAUGGAGGGGGCAUUGGUGCGCAUAGAUGCCUCCUCCUCACUUGUCAUCGACCACCGAGCCUCUAUCUCUGCGUCCGGCCUUGGUUGCUUGCCAGGUCAUGGCAUAGAGCAUGGCGAGGAGGAUGCGCUGCCUUUUGAGUCGACUCAAAAGUCACCAGGUUGCUUGCCAGGUCAUGGCGAGGAGGACGCGCUGCGCCAGCCGGGGGGAGUGGAGGAGGGGGGCAUCGGGGAAUUGUCAGCAGUCUUUUUCCUCUUCUUCACCUUCUCCCUUCCCCACCCCUCUCUAAUUCUUGGGCCCUCCUUGUCCCCUCCUUGUCCCCUCCUUGUCCCCUCCUUGUCCCCUCCUUGUCCCCUCCUUGUCCCCUCCUUGUCCCCUCCUUGUCCCCUCCUUGUCCCCUCCUUAUCCCCUCCUUGUCCCCUCCUUGUCCCCUCCUGGGCCCUGUACACCAGGUUGCCUGCCGGGCCAUGGAGUGGGGCAUGGCAUGGCAGCGACACACCAGCAGCGGGUAAUGGAGGAGAGGGGGGCAUGGGGGAAAGAACGCCUCUCUUUCUCCUCUCGCUCACCUUCCUGUCUGCCUUCCUGUGCUCAACCCCCUUUUUCCUUUCCUUUAGGUUGCCUGCCGGGCCAUGGGGUUGCCCGCCGGGCCAUGGCGUGGGGCAUGGCAGGGACGCACCAGCCGGGGGGAGUGGAGGAGGGGGGCAUGGGGGAAAGAAAGACCCUUUUUCUCCUCUCUCUCACCUUCCUGUCUGCCCGCCCUUCCAUGCUCAACCCCUUUUUGUUUUCCCACCAGGUUGCCCGCCGGGCCAUGGCGUGGGGCAUGGCAGGGACGCACCAGCAGGGGGCAGUGGAGGAGGGGGGCAUGGGGGCAAGGGCGGUGCCGGCCAUUUCAAUGGGUCCCGGGCGGCAGGAGGCGCCGCAUACGGACGAACGAUGCCGCCCUGCAGUGUCGGGAGUGGGGGUGGGCUGGGGCCGGAGGGUCGGGGGAACAGCGGAGGCGGGCUGAUAGCGCUGUGCCCUGUGGCUCCUGGAGCUCUGGGCGGCUCUCUGGCAGCAGGUGUUCGCGUUGAGCCUUAUUUUCUCAUUUUCUUCCCAUCUGCUCUCCGCUUUCCUCCCUUUUCGCCGUUUCCCCCCCAGUGUUGGGCCCUGUGGCUCGCUUGGAGCUCUGGAGCAGCUCUCUGGCAGCAGACGGCUCUACUGGGUCCUGUGGCUCGUCUGGAGCUGUGGGGCGGCUCUCUGGCAGCAGACGGCUCGUUUCUCAACACACGCACUGUAGGGGGCGAAGGGAUGGGAUUGGGGAUGGGAGGAGGAGGAGUGAGGGGCGGAGAAAGGAGAGUGGGGAGCGGAGGAGCAGGAUUGGAGGGCAAGGAAGUGGGAAUGACAGGCGGAAGCAAGGAAGUGGGAAGCGGAGGGGUGGGAGGAGGGGCAGGGGGAACAGUGGUGAUUCAUGCAGCUUACCUGAACAUGACUCGUGGGUCUGUGAUAUCGGCUGCAGGGGGGCAGGGGCAUUCGGUGGGGGGAGGUGGAGGGGGCGGAGGGAAGGUGUACUUUGCAUGGCAAAACCUGGAGCGGACGCGAGGGGAUGAGUACACGCCUCGUGCUACUAUCGAGGGGAACUGGACUGAUAUUAUUAGAACAAGUGGAGGGCAGGGAAGCUACGAGGGGGAGGAUGGCGAGGCGGGACUGACAGGAUCAGCAGACUGCCCACCGGGGCUCGUGGGGCUGUUGUGUGAGGAGUGCCCUGGACGGCUGGUGGGGCUGUUGUGUGAGGAGUGCCCCGUGGGAACCUUCAAGAGCCAGUCGGGCUCUGAUCCUUCCCUGUUCCUGCGCUGCCCGCUCGACCUGCUGGCUCGCCAUGCCGAGUUCGCCUACAAGCGAGGCGGCGCCAGUGCCACUCCCUGCCCCUACCGCUGUCUCUCCUCGCACUUCUCCCUGCCCCACUGCGACACACCAAUGGAAGGUCUAAUCCGCGACCUGGGCGGGCCCUGGGUGUUCGCGCUGGCAUGCACGCUCUCUGUGCUGCUGCUGGGCUUUGCGAUCACUCUCGUGCGCGCCAGGCUGCUGCUGGCAGGGGACGACCUGGCCCAGCCGCAGACGAGGGACUCUGAUGUGUCCUCCCAUAUGGACCACUCCCUGCCUUUUCUGGAGUCUCUGAACGAGGUGAUGGAGAAUACGAGGGUAGAAGAAGCAGCCUCACACGUCCACCGAGUCUUUUUCUGCGGAGACAACUCCUUCUCGCACCCGCUGCACCUCCCACACUCCCCGCCGCGCGCAAUCUCCGAUCUCGUAUACGAAGACUCAUACAACCGUCUCGUAGACGAGGUUAACGCCAUUGCGUGCUACCGGUGGUGGGAGGGGUGUGUGCACUCGCUGCUGGCGCUGCUCGCGCUGCCGUUUGCGUGGUCGUGGCAGCAGUGGCGGCGCCGCCUGGUGGUGCAGCGGCUGCGGGAGUUUGUUCACACGCGCUACGACCACUCGUGUCUGCGCUCCUGCCGCUCCCGCGCGCUAUACGAAGGGCUCAAGGUGUCAGCUACCCCGGAUCUAGUCCUGGGCUACAUGGACGUGUUUCUGGGCGGCGACGAGAUGGCCACGCACAUGCUGCCGAGCUUCGCCGACCGCCUGCCACUGCUGCUGGUGCUGGGCGGCAACGGCUCGUACAUGGCGCCGUACCAUCUCUUCACCGACGACCUUCUCACCAACAUCAUCUCCCAGGCCAUCCCCCCCACAGUGUGGUACCGCCUGGUAGCAGGGCUGAACGCCCACCUCCGCACUGUCAGCCACGGCUCCCUGCAGAGGUCUUUGAAACCACUGCUGCGUUGGCUGUGCACGCAUGUCAACCCCUCGCUGGAAGCCCACGGCGUGUCAGCACACCUCGCCUGGCUGCAGCCAACAUCAGCCAGCAUAAUCCAGCUCGCUCUGUGUCUCGACCACCCUGAGAGCACCGAUCAUUGCAAUGACUAUCUCCCUUCUUCUUCAGCUGCUGCUGCUGCUGCUGCUGCUGCCGAUACUGCCGGCCACUUCUCUGCUCCGAGCCUCACCUCCUUUGCUUCAGCAGCUGCGCCGAACCUGGCCGGCUUCGGCAGCAGCUUCGGGAGCAGCCGGCUGGGUGGGUUCGGUGGUUCGGACACAGGAUGGGGAAGGCCGGUAGAGAGAACGAGACUCGGAGGCUCUGUUUCCGCAUUGCCAUCUCCUCGCACUGCCACUCUUUCCCAUUCCGCUCUUCCUCCUGCGGCACUUCCCUCCUCUGCCUUUGCUCCUGCCUCUUUGCUUUCCUCGCACACUCAGGCCUUGUCAGAGGUUCCUGCCUUCUCCCGCUCUGACUCCUCGCUCUCGCAUCAACACACCCCGCACCAAUACAACUCGCAUCGGCAGCAGCAGCAGCACCAGCAGCAGCAACCGCAGCAACAGCAGCAACAACAGCAGCAGCGGCGGCAGCAGUGGCAGCAAAGCAUCUCCCCGUCCUCUCUUCUCUCAAACCCCUACCUCAAUCACUACCCUGCAACCUCUCUCUACAACCCAUACUUGUUCGAACAUCGACCGUCCCUCUCAAUCCUCCCCUCUGCCGAGCCUACUCCCGGUCCUGCUGGCUCGGCUCACUUUGCUCCCAGUGACAAGGAGACGAGACGGGGCGGCGAGAGGAGGGAAGUGGAGCGGCAGAUUUCGUCAGUUUCUGCAGGGUUGCUGUGGCAGGCGGCGGGGGGGCGGGUGGGGAAGAGGCAGCAGGGGGGGUUGAUAGACGCACAGGUGCCGCAGCGGCUGGAUGGGGGGCGAGGGCUCACCUCCCUCCUCGCCUUCGCUCUCAUGCUCUUUGUCCUGCCGCUCGCGCCGCUCUUCUCAGCAGCAGCGGGGCUGAACGCCCUCUUUGCCCACGGGGCGAGGGGGGGAGCGGGGCUGGGGAGGGUGUAUGGGCUGUGGAACGUCACUUCCCUUGCCAACGGGGUGGUUGCUGUGACCCUGGGAGUGUUUCAUGUAUGGCAAACUUACAAGGGCACUCCCUCAGGUGCUCCUCCCAGGUUCAGGGAGUCAGCAGCAGCAGAGGAGUUCACGUGGCUGCUGUUCCCAGCCAUGUUUGUGGCAUGUAAGUUGGCUCAAGCACGAGUUAUAGACCGCCAUGUGGCAAAUCUGGAGAUUCAGGAUCGCACCCUGCUGGCAGAGGACCCGACCGUCUUUUGGGAGGCGUAA